Molecule: messenger RNA, 3019 nt
Organism: Cornus florida
Lineage: Eukaryota; Viridiplantae; Streptophyta; Magnoliopsida; Cornales; Cornaceae
Exons: 1
Coding region: 376-2793 (805 amino acids)
Cellular component (GO): plasma membrane
Molecular function (GO): calcium ion binding; protein binding
Source: RefSeq, a predicted model, not a curated record
CUUGUGUGGGAAAAAAGGCCAUGGGGCUUACCACUUGAAUUAUAUUUGAGAGAGUUCAUCAUAAAGGGUGUUAAUGAGCAGAAAGAGAAAGCGAAAGAAUCCCUUUUUUUCUUGUCUCCUUUCCAUUUUCUCUUAUCAGAUCCAAUGAAAACAAGAUAACAUAAGUUAACCACCCAAAAAUAAGCCAUCAACAAACAGUUUGCCCCAAAUUCAACCUCUUCUCUGAUCUUCAAUUUUAGGGUUCUUAUUCUGUACCCCCAAUACCCAUUACAACCAACCCUUUUGCUCCAAUUGUACACUCGCAUCAUCGUCUUCUCUCAUCUACUACUCUUCUGAAAAACCCGAACCCUAAAAUUGAAAGCCCUAAAUCUUGAAAUGGCAACCAGAGGCAGCAGAUCAGAGAAGGUGAAGAGAAUCUUCCAACAAUUCGACGCCAACAGAGACGGUGGCCUCAACAGAGAUGAAAUGGCUGCUCUCGUCGUUGCCGUAAACCCUAGGGUCAAGUUCAGCGACGAACAGAUCAACGCAAUUCUGGACGAAGUCUUCCGAACCUACGGCGAAUUCAUCGACGGAGAAAAAGGUCUGACCUACGAUGGCCUGUUGCGAACCUACGACGACGGUGCUGGCGACGUCGACCGCGACUUCGAUGCGCUCGGCCUCGAGUUCAAACAGGACAACACCAACGGAGUUUCGAUGGCCUCCGAAGAAGCGUCGUCGUCUUCGAUCGCGGACGAGAGGGUUGUGGAGCCUCACAAGAAGCAGAGGACGGCGGCCUGGGCGGCGUCGCCUAAUCACGGCAUCGUGUUCGACGAUACGUGGAAGAUCGUGGAUGAUUUGGAGAUUUUGAUCAAGAGGUUGAAGGCGAAGCAAUCGAAAGAUGGGAAAAUGAAAGGUGACAACUUUGAUGUGUAUUCUGACCCUGGGUGGUCUAGAGAGUUGGGACCAUCUUCAGAGAUUUCAGAGAAAAGGGUUUUCUGGGAAGAGUCUGGACAUGAUUAUGCUGUGUUUGUGAAGGAAUUGGGUGUGUUGAGGUCCAGAGCUGAUGGGGCAAGGUCAAGAGAAGAGGCUUUUGAUGGGCACAUGGCAAUUGGUAGAGUUUUAUAUGAGCACCAGUUGUUCAAGGAGGCUUUGGUGAGUUUCAAGAGAGCUUCUGAGUUGCAACCAACUGAUGUGAGACCACAUUUCAGGGCUGGGAAUUGCUUGUAUGUUCUGGGUAGGCAUAGUGAAGCUAAAGAGGAGUUUCUGUUGGCAUUGGAGGCGGCCGAGGCCGGUGGGAACCAGUGGGCUUAUUUGCUUCCCCAAAUUCAUGUCAAUUUGGGAAUUUCUCUUGAAGGCGAAGGUAUGGUUAUUAGUGCCUGUGAACAUUAUAGAGAGGCUGCAAUUCUUUGUCCAACUCAUUUUAGGGCUUUGAAACUUUUGGGUAGUGCUCUUUUCGGGGUAGGCGAAUAUAAGGCGGCCGUGAAGGCCUUAGAAGAGGCUAUUUACAUGAAAAGUGACUAUGCUGAUGCGCAUUGUGACUUGGCUUCAGCUUUGCAUGCUAUGGCUGAUGAUGAGAAUGCAAUUAAGGAAUUCCAGAAAGCUAUUGAUUUGAAGCCUGGUCAUAUUGAUGCUUUGUAUAAUUUGGGUGGGCUUUAUAUGGAUGUGGGUAGGUAUCAGAGAGCUUCGGAGAUGUACACUAGGGUUUUGAGUGUGUGGCCAAACCAUUGGCGAGCACAACUCAACAAGGCAGUGUCAUUAUUAGGGGCUGGGGAAACUGAUGAAGCUAAGAGAGCUUUGAAGGAAGCACUGAAGAUGACCAACAGGGUCGAAUUGCAUGAUGCAAUAUCGCACUUAAAGCAGCUUCAGAAGAAGAGGUUGAAGGCGAAUGGAAAUGGGAAUGGAAAUGGAGAGGAGGCCUUUAUUAUUGUGGAACCCUCAAAAUUUAAGACUGUAGGUGAGAAGACUACCUUAAGGCAGGAAUUAGCCACUGCCCUUGAUAUAAGGGCGUUCCAGAGGAUCACCAGGUUGAAUCGUUGCGAUAUUGAUCUUCUGAAGAAGGAGAUGAGUGAAAAUGAUGUACCGGUGUCCUAUUCCGGUAGUGGUGAUCCUCUGAAGUCAAUACGCAAGGCUGCAUUGGAGGAAAUACUGCGUAGGUUACUUAAUUUCUUGAAGCCUGAAACCUUUGUAGGUGCUGUUAAAGCUAUAAACCAGAAAAUCCUCUCUGUUUUGGAUGAAUCGGAGUCAGGUAGGGUGGAUUUGGGCAUGUUCUUGGCUGUUCUUGCUCCCAUUUGUGGCGGCUCACCAGACAAGCGAAAACGGGUUGCAUUUGAUGCACUUCUGUGGCGGCCUGUGAAUGAAGGUGGUGGUAUGAUAAAGAAAAUUGAUGCCUCAGGGUACAUCAAAUUGUUAAGGACAAUCUAUAUUCCUUCUCAAGGGGCUAGUGAAAUACUAGAAAUCCAUGGAGAAACAGACACAUCAAUGGUGUCUUUAGCAGACUUUCUCGUGAUGUUUGAUGAUCCAGACUGGGGGUUCGGUAUAAUGUCUAGUUUGCUGAAGCUUGAAACUCGGGAUAGAAACCGCCAUGGUAGCCAUGCUUGCUCAAUUUGCCGCUACCCCAUCAUCGGUUCCCGGUUCAAGGAGAUGAAAUCUCACUUCAGUUUGUGUAGUCAAUGUUACAGUGAAGGGAAGGUGCCUACUACAUUCAAGCAGGAAGAGUACAGAUUCAAAGAGUAUGCAAGUGAGAGUGAAGCAAUGAAAGAUAAGUGCAUGUGGUUUACUUUGCAUUCUAAGAGUUCAUCCCCUAGCGAUCACUAGCUAGCCAAAGUUUUUGUUUUUUGAGAUCCUCUGUAAUAUUCCACAUAUAAUUUUAGUUUUGUGAAAUAUAUAGCCUCAUGAAUGUGUUCAGUAGGAUUUUGUGCCCUUGUACAAUAAAAUCCAUUUAGGUGGUGUAUCUGUAUUCUUUGUUUCCUAACAGCUUCUGUAGAGAUCAUAUUUCUUUGUUUUUGUUAAUGAUUUGAUUACUUUGAGAUUGUUUAUGGUA